Molecule: messenger RNA, 1404 nt
Organism: Ananas comosus (pineapple)
Lineage: Eukaryota; Viridiplantae; Streptophyta; Magnoliopsida; Poales; Bromeliaceae
Exons: 7
Coding region: 307-1146 (279 amino acids)
Source: RefSeq, a predicted model, not a curated record
AAAAACACAAAAAACAAAAAAACUGCGCCAUUCGUAUGCGCUGUGGUCACCGAUAUUUUUUUAAAAAAAUUUUUUUCACACUCGCUUCCCCUUCCCCUCGCUUUCCUCAUCGUCUCCCUCGUCGCACCUCCGAGAGCACAGAGCCUUUUUUUUGCUUGCGAAAGCGUUCUCCUCUGUAAGAGAAAUAUGCGAACAAUCAUCAGCUUGUCUUGGGAAGUACCUCUGUGAUGAAUAUGUUAUCUUCUGGGGUUUUAUAAGUAGUAUAAAGCACUUUUCCUACCUUGUCCUAUUGGCUAUGAAGCAAUCAUGUUGACAUUAUAUGCUUCAUCAUCACUCUGGAGUCUCUGGAUUGAUCGAGAACCAAAACCAUUCGUGCAGAAUUUUCCGGCCAGCAUUACACAUGCUAACGUCACCAGUGGGAAAGUAGCUUGUAUUUCCUCAGAAAGCCAGUAUGUACUGAAGCUGCAUAGUGAAUUGUGUUCGAAGUAUAACUUUACCAGGUUAAGAACUACUCAUCGCAGCUGUAGUCCAAAAGAAAUACGCAUAAAAAAUUGGCUGCUCCGUUUUCAUAUUAAUGCGUCGUCAGAUGAGGACUUUCGCUCGUCCCGCAACAUAGCAAUCAGUCUCUUUAGGCGUUAUAGGAAUGCUAUUGAUCGUGGGGGUGGAGACAACCUAAAAGAAUUCAUCACUGCGGGGGUGAAUGCAUAUGCACUUGGUUGUACUGAUGAGGGUUUACGGAAAGAACUUAUGGAUCUGAAAGAUUCUGGUGUUGAAAUUGAAGGUCUACAAACCUAUGGAGGAGGCACCAGUCUGAAGUUCAAAGUCCUUUAUGAGGAGGUUCACGAAUGCAUUCUAUGGUUGAGUAUUGUGUUCAUCACAAUCCUGUGUACGCCGCAACCAACUGUUGUUAGGUGGUCUUCUAUGUCACCAGUUUCAUCUGAAGUGUUGCAUCAGUGGAAAGGAUUCUGUGCUCUCAUAGCAAAUGCUUAUUAUAUGAGAGGGAUGGCAUGGUUGCCAGUGAAGACUCUCCAGCUGGAACAGAUGGCUGUGAUGGCCAGUGUAGAGGAGCCAUCACUUGUAGCUUGUCGGAUGAGAUUAGUUUUCAACACGUUAGAGGUAGUAAGCCCACAGUGGCCUAAAGUCUAGAGAAUCAGUAAAUAUCUUCUGCUAUGGUGUGUGAUAUUUAGAAGAGAAACCAAAUCUGACUGCAAAUUUUGUCAUUACUUGAAAAACAAACAUGCACGUUAAAAUAUUUUAAAUGUAAAUUUGAUGGUGUUAAAGGAUUAAUGUGUAUGCUAUGUAACUUCAAAGUAUGCUUUCUGGCUGGCACAUGUCAUUGUAGAAUGAUAAAUGAACUAUCUACUGGUAGUUUUCUCGCAUGGAAAGAUUCUUGAUGAUUAUACC